AAUGUACAGGUUUUAGUGUAUUCGUUGAGGACAUUCGUAUUUCUCUCCCUUUACUUGCUCUUCAGCGACCUUGAAUUAUGGCAGCGCUCAGAUCUUCACGUUCAGUUUUCGGAAGUCUCUUGCAAAAGAACUUAUGUCCUGCGAUUUCUGCAAGGGCAAGUUCAGCAUGGGCCAAUGUACCUAUGGGGCCACCAGAUGCCAUUCUUGGUGUCACCGAGGCUUUCAAGAAGGAUACCAAUCCAAAGAAGAUCAACCUGGGAGUUGGUGCAUACAGAGGUGAUGAUGGGAAACCAUUCAUACUGGAAUGUGUGAAAAAGGCUGAGAAACAGAUGUUAGAUGAGGGACUAGACCAUGAGUAUGCCCCUAUAUCUGGGUUUCCUGCAUUUACAAAUGGAUCUGCUGCCCUUGCAUUUGGAGAUGACAGCCCAGUUGUUAAAGAUGGUUUGAAUGCCACCACCCAAGGUGUGUCAGGUACAGGGUCACUGAGAAUUGGUGCAGCAUUUCUAUCUAGAUUUUACUCUAGCAAACAAAUUUAUUUCCCCUCACCAACCUGGGGAAACCAUAAUCCAAUAUUCAAGGAUUCUGGAAUGAACAUUAGCACUUAUAGAUACUAUGAUCCCAAAACUUGUGGAUUUGACUUUAAAGGUGCAUUGGAGGACAUUAGCAAAAUUCCAGAGGGCUCAGUUAUUUUGUUACAUGCAUGUGCACACAAUCCAACUGGAGUAGAUCCAAAGCCUGAACAGUGGCAAGAAAUGAGUCAGGUAAUCAAGAAGAGGAAUCUGUACCCAUACUUUGAUAUGGCCUACCAGGGAUUCGCUAGCGGAGAUAUUAACAAAGAUGCUUAUGCUUUACGAUUAUUUAUCAAAGAUGGCCAUAAACUAUGUCUUGCUCAAUCAUUUGCUAAAAAUAUGGGUUUAUAUGGUGAGAGAGCUGGAGCAUUUACUAUUGUGUGUUCGGACAAAGAUGAGCAAGCUAGAGUUAUGUCACAGAUCAAGAUCUUAAUUAGACCGAUGUAUUCAAAUCCACCAAUCCAUGGUGCUCAUAUUGUAUCAAAGGUGCUGAAUGAUAAAGCUCUCAGACAGGAAUGGUUGGGGGAGGUGAAAGGAAUGGCUGAUCGUAUAAUUACAAUGAGGUCACAACUAAGGGAUGGUUUGACACGUGAAGGAUCCAGUCAUGACUGGCAGCAUAUAACAGACCAGAUCGGAAUGUUCUGUUUUACUGGACUUAAACCUGACCAGGUUGAGAGGUUAACUAAAGAAUUCUCUAUAUAUCUAACAAAGGAUGGUAGAAUAUCAGUGGCUGGUCUUUCCUCCAACAAUGUGGACUAUCUGGCACAUGCCAUGCAUCAAGUGACAAAAUAAAUUCACAAACAGUAGUGUUAGAUGUUUUUUUUAAUCCCUCGUAAAUUAUUUUUGGACUUAGAUCUUUUUUGAAUAACACUGAAUAUUGAGAACAUUGUUUUUACCUUUUUUGUUUGAUUUUUGGAUUACAUUUUACCGAGAUUGAGGGAUACGGGGAGCGCUGGAGUGGGGGGUGAAUUGAAACAUAUUUUUUUUUUUUGCUUGGUUCUUUUUAAUAGCAGGUUGUUUUUCUGAUGUAUAUUGAAUAUACUUUAAAAAAAACAGGUUCUAGUUCACAGUAGAGAACAUUUUGCAAUAUCUAGAAUUUUCAUAUUUGUAUUUAAAAGUAUUUUUCAGUUCUUUUAAAAUAAAAUACAUUGGAUUUGACCUAGGUAAAGGUAACAGGUUAAGACAAAUCUAAGUGAUUUACCAAAAAUGCUUAUUAUUAGUACAAGGAGGAAUAUGUUUAAAUUUUAGUUUCCUUUCUAUUUGUUACCUGGCAUAAAAGAAAAAGUUUUUUUUUUCUCCUUUCUUUCUUUUUUUUUCCUUUUUUGCUUUUAGUUGUUUAGUCCCAGGCAGUGUAUAUGUGUAAAUAAAGCUGUUCUUUCAAAUUUGUUGAAGAAUACUGCAGAUAUGAUUUGUAUUAAUCAUGGCAUUUCUUGUUUAUGUACAUUAUCACUUACUGCUUACAUAUUGCAGAUUAUCUAUAUUUUAUAACUGACACUAUGUUUAAUUUCCAACCUUUAUUUUAAGAUUUCGGUGCCAACCAGUAAUAAUUUUAGUGCAUAUUAAAUUGUAACUGAACCAAAUUUAGAAUAAGAUUUGUUUCAUAUAUUUAUUUUUUUACAAAAAAAAAACAACAACAUUGAGAUGGAAUUAUUUACUCAGCAACUAGGGUAAAAAAUUUAUAAGGAGUAUAUUCAAAAUGAUUUCAUUCUUUCAUUGUUAUAAGUUUUACGUUUAUGCUUUAACCACCAUUGUUCUUACUUAUCCUUUCAAACCUAUAAUAAACAGGUUUUUGUAAAUGUACAUAAACGUAUUACAAUUAAUAUCAACUUAUGGUUUGUACUGUAAUAUAUAUAUAACAUAACUAUAACAAUAUAUACAGAUGUAUUGUUACAAGAAAUUGAUAAAAGCAUAAUAAUUUUGAACAAGAGAAGAAGACUGCUGGAAUAAAUCACUUGGUUAGUUUGAUUGGAGAAUUUGUCAUGUAAUAGAUGGAGUUAUGUAAAUGUAAGAAUAAAAUAGGUAUGAAUUACGCUGAGUGGUAAUGGUCUUAGGACUAUUUUGUUAAGCUAGUCAGAGGAGCACAGAAAAGUGUGAAGGUACUGCUGGUACAAGAGGACAAUUUGAAGCAUGCACAGAGAGUCGCUUUUGUGAUUUUCUUUGAGGAUUUGGUUGAUUUUGGCCAUGUGCCAUCCAUCAUCAUUCACCACUGUUUCAAUGAUUAAGUCAAGUAGUUUGGCAGUUAUAAACAGAAUAUUGUUGAAUAACUGCAGGUCAGUAAAAUACUAAUUAAUCUUACCUAAUAAAACUAACACUGUCUAUAUCAUACCAUUCUGUCUUGUAUUUAAUUAAUAUCUUGUAUGCAACAGAUACAAAUCAAAAUGCUGCUGUUGACAUUUACAGCAUACUACAUGUAUCCUCCAAAUAUGUGAUGGUUCUUUUAUUGAUGGGGCUUUCUUUAGGGAUUCUUAUUUUCUCUUUUUUACCAUAUUGAAAAAGCAAUUGAAAUCCUGUUUGAUUACAUUUAGGAGAUAGAAAUUGGUAAAUAAGAUUAUAAUAGUGAAUUUGUUAUCUUUCUAUAAGCUAUGUUACAGUUAUUAUAAUGUAAGAUCAUCUAUCCAUUUAAAGAAAUGUACAAUAUAUUGUAAAAAUUGUUGAAGGAAAAUUAUCACUUGAUUAAGUUGUUUUAGUAUUAUUAUUUGAGUUUUAAAAUUUAAAUUCUUUUGAACUUUGAAAAUUGUCAGAAUGUAUGAGCAUUUAGUUUGAAAAAAAAUUAUGAAAGAAAGUUAAUUUUUUAACUUGUUAAAGUAUUAUAAAAGAAAGUUUAUUUUACUUAAGAAUUAUGUUAGAAAGUUAAUGUUUUAACUUAAGAGUUUCAUAUUUGAGACCUAAGAGUAGUGUAACAUUUCUUUUGAAUUCACCGUAUUUUUUUUUUCACCACUAUUUAAACAGAGUGAAAAGAAAGUAAAUUUAUGUUUAUUUUCAUCAGCUGUCAAAUACAGAAAUCAUAUCAAAACUUAUUUAUUUUAUAUAAUUUCUGUUUGAUAUGAUUUCUGUUGAUAAAAUAACAAAAACACCUGAAUACAAUAAUUCGGGCAUUGUAGAUUCUAAAUAUUUGAAAGCACUGUAGAAUAGUUCUUGCCACUUUGAUUGUACACUUUGUUUUAGAUCUGUACAUACAACUUACAAGUGCUAAUAUUUUAUUGUAAAUGUCUGCUUGCAGAAUAUCACUACACAAAAAUUUUUAUAUUGUAGAACUUUCAACGAUUAAAGAUAAAUAAAUAUAUUAUAACAGUAAA
Messenger RNA from Ruditapes philippinarum (Manila clam), 3865 nucleotides. Its product is annotated as aspartate aminotransferase, mitochondrial-like. Gene Ontology annotation, biological process: biosynthetic process; L-aspartate catabolic process. The transcript is spliced from 10 exons. Gene Ontology annotation, molecular function: L-aspartate:2-oxoglutarate transaminase activity; pyridoxal phosphate binding. Bases 78 to 1361 code for a protein of 427 amino acids. Lineage: Eukaryota; Metazoa; Mollusca; Bivalvia; Venerida; Veneridae. Gene Ontology annotation, cellular component: mitochondrion. The record is from RefSeq and is a predicted model, not a curated record.